AUGUUAAUCAGUCACGUGACACCGGCAUCGAAAUAAACUCGACUCCGACAUGAUUUUAUUACGCGGGAACUCAUUUGACAACCAUGGCUACAGCACUUUAUCUCGAACAGUACCUCGACAGUAUUGAAAAUCUUCCUUUUGAGCUUCAAAGGAACUUCACACUGAUGAGAGAUUUGGACCAGAGAACACAAGAACUUGCCAAGAGUAUAGACGAGGAUACGGUGAACUACUUGAAGAAUGUCAGGGAUCUGAAGCCAGAACAGAGAGCUGAGAGAUUAAAGAAGAUAAAUCACUCUUUCACAAAAAGUAGGGAAUAUGGCGACGACAAAGUACAGCUUGCUAUGCAGACAUAUGAAAUGGUUGACAAGCAUAUACGACGGUUAGACGCAGACUUGGCGAGGUUUGAACAGGAGCUCAAAGAGAGAACACUAGAACAAGCCACGCCCAUAGAAGGAAGAGAAAAAAAAAAGAAAGGAACUGAAAAAACAGCGAAGAAGUUGAAAAAAGCUGGAAGAUCGUCUGAUGAUGAAACACCAAAGACAUCAAGAAAGAAGAUGAAGACUACUGCAGUAGAACCUGUUGUAACACCCAUCCUCACGUUACCAUCAGUUAUCAACUCACCUUCAGAUGUCCUAGACAUGCCUGUCGACCCCAACGAACCCACGUAUUGCUUAUGCCACCAAGUUUCCUAUGGCGAGAUGAUAGGCUGCGAUAAUCCAGAUUGUCCGAUAGAAUGGUUCCAUUUUGCAUGUGUUGGUCUCGUCACAAAACCAAAAGGAAAAUGGUUCUGUCCGAAGUGUUCACCGGAGAAGAAAAAGAAAUAACACCAGCUGCAAUAUCCUUAUUUAUUAUGAUAAUGUUUUCCAUUUUCACAUCUGUACAUAUUUUGUAAAUAGACAAAGAUUAAUUAUUGAGGCUUAUUAGCAAAAUAUUAUUAUUGUUUAAGUGAAGUCUUAUUUCAGACAUGGCACAGCAAGUCUCAGCAACAUUUUUUGCGGUCUUCAGACACAUUCAAAUCAGCAUUAUGCCCUCCCCAUCCCCCCCCCCCCAAAAAAAAAAGAUUAAUAAGAAAAAAAUGAAAAUGAAAAAUAAAAGAAAUUGCCCAAAGUUUCAGAAUUAUAGGUCUAAUGGUCAUUGUGAUGUUGUGAGUUCCACGCUUAGGCAUUAUCUCAACUUUGAUUUUAAAAAGGCCCGAGAGUAAUUUCUGUCAUUUACAAGUUAAGCCACUAUGACAGAGAAAUCUCUGUAAAAUGUAUCCUAUGCAAUUGGUUUACCAGCUUGGGGUUGAUACGGUGGAAAGCUGUGUUGCUGAGUUCCUACAGGAGUUACUUAAACAGAAAAAACCUUAUACUGUCAUCUACUUUGUGCAGAAUUUAUUUGCUUGAAAUUUUAAGAAAUUGAAAAACGUCUCCUAUGUUUGUGAGACGUUUUCCGAUAGCAUUUGCAUUCCAAAUUAAUGUUGAUAAUGCUACGGGUUGUUGCUGAGCAUUAUUGCUGAGUGAUGUUGCUGAGCAAUUGUUAUUGAGCAAUGUUGCUGAGUGUUUUUUUUAAGUGAUGUUGAGUGUUGCUGAGCGUUGUUGCGCCAUGUCUGAACAAGCCUUUGAUAUAGCUUAUUAGUAUCCUAACAAGCCAUACAAAUAGUCUAUGCAAGCUGCACGUUUCAAGAAUGAUGAAACCCACGGUGCGAGAUAGAUUGUCAGAAAAAGGGUUAUGCAUGGGAGUUGCAAUGAUGUCGCAGAGUUUUUUUAUGGUACACAGCACACACUGUAGUUGAUUAUAUUACUGUUUGCCUGCACUGCGAAGAUCCCAACUAUCCAAAAACAAUGUUGGUGAAUUUAUACAAAUAAAUGUUAUGCAUUGAAAUUGUAUUGAUGAAUAAGAGUUUCCUAUACACAACACACUGUAAUUGGUUAUAUUACUGUUUGCCUGCACCGCAAUGUUCCUUAUUAUAUGUUAAAAGGGCAUUAUUGGUGAAUUUAUGCAGGUUGUGUAUGGAAGUUGUAUUGAUGUAUCAGAAUUCAAAAAUCUUAUGCACAACAUACAUUGUAGUGGAUUGUAAUAUCACUUUGCCUACACCCCAAAGUUAUCAACUUCCAGGUUUUGUUAUGCAGACUUGGUUGUUUGUGACAUUAAAACAAGCUUGUGAACAUUAUUGAAAGUGAGUUUUCAUGAGGACUGACUCACAAAGAUCAUUGGAAUGAAUCCAUUUUCAGAAAAAACACUUUAAUGUAUACCAAAGAAAAGUAGGUUAUUUUGCACGUAUACUCGUAUAGGAAUCGAUGUGAUUAUUUAUGGGGAGUGCUUUGAUAUAAUUGGGAAGCUUUCAUGACACAGGAAUGCAUUUUUGUAUGUAAAGGGAUAGUGAUUCUUUUAGUAUUAUAUUGGAAAGAAAAACGAAAAUAGAGGAUUAAAAAAAAGGAGAUUUCAAAGGAAAAAAAAUGGUUUAGGUCAGAUGUCAGUAUUUCUAUUGCAGUCAAGAGGAAGUAUUUCUAUAUGUUUUUACAGUUCUUUAAAUAGAAGAUGUACCAUUAGUGACAACUGCAUAUUAAAGUGGCAUAAUAUUUAUUUAGAAUUGUGAACAAGCUUUUUAAAAAUUGCAUCUUUUAGUUGAUGGCUUAUAUCCAAAGUUAACAGAUGUUUUGCUAUUCAGAGUAGGAAAAAAGUCAAACAGGAAGUUUAUUCUGUAAAAGAUACACUUAAUAAUCUAGAAUUUUUUACUAUAAAAAUUGAGAAAGUUGACAAAUAUUUAUUUUGUCCACUGGAUUUAAUGCUGACUGGGUGUUAUAAUCACUUUGGCACACAAGUCUUACACUAUUAUGAUAAUGAAAACUUAUUACCUGUACAAGCCGCAUAGAAUCAUUGUUAGCGCUAUUGACAGAGCACUAGCAGUAGGCCCAGUCACAUCUCUCAGAUUUUGAUGUCAAUCAUUCCAAGAUUCAAUUGAGGUUUGACAAUGGACAUUGUUGCAGCAUUGCCGGUUGUAACAGGGACCUCUGUUACAGCGCUAACAAAUUUUGAUGUGGCUGGCACAGGUCUAGGUGAUAUUUUCCCUGUUAUCAUUUUUGCAUUUUUUUUAAUGUCAACUUGAGUUCAUUGUGAAGUAUGGAUUCAGAAUUGUAUCCC
Lytechinus pictus (painted urchin) is the source of this 3123-nucleotide messenger RNA. RefSeq names its product inhibitor of growth protein 4-like. Gene Ontology annotation, cellular component: nucleus. Lineage: Eukaryota; Metazoa; Echinodermata; Echinoidea; Temnopleuroida; Toxopneustidae. Gene Ontology annotation, biological process: regulation of DNA-templated transcription. The record is from RefSeq and is a predicted model, not a curated record. Bases 84 to 824 code for a protein of 246 amino acids. The transcript has 8 exons.